GCUAUUCGGCACCAGAGACAGACCAAGGGCACCGAAGAAGAAAACAGUCUUCAACCCACUACAGGGGACUGGGGGACAUUUCCCGGCCACUGACUUUUACUCAGGAAGAAAACGCAAACUUUAUCCUAUUUAACGUUUGGAUUUUUUUAAAAAAGGAGAACUUUAUGAUUUGGGGACUUUAUGCCAUCAUUGUGUCCUUAUGAUAAGGAAAAAAAAAACCGUUGUUCAAACUUACCUAUAAGAGCCUGAACUAUAUCAGGAGACCAGGAUGGAUCAUGACUUGUUUGGCGGGGCCCCACGGUUCCUCACACGGCCCAAGACCUUCUCUGUGUGUGUAGGGAGGGAUGCUACUCUGAGCUGCACCAUUGUGGGCAACCCUGUACCAGUAGUGACCUGGGAGAAGGACAAGCUGAUUAUCUGCUCAGGUGGGCGGUUCAAGACCGUGGAGGAUGGUAACGUGUACCGAUUGACCCUCUAUGACCUGACACUGGAUGACAGCGGGCAGUAUAUUUGCAGGGCCAACAAUAACGUGGGUGAAGCAUAUGCAGCUAUUACUCUCCACGUUGGCUUACCUGAAAACCAAGUGGAGCGUCCUCCUUCUUUUGUCUUGAAACCUGUCUCGGGAAGGGUCAGCUUGGGGGAGGAUGUUGCCUUUCAGUGCCGGGUCUUGGCUUAUCCAGAGCCCACGUUCAGCUGGGAGAAGGAUGGGAGAUACGUAGGAGAGUCAAACCGGUUAAAGAUUGUGGUCGAUGGAGAAUCAAGUUCCUUGAAUAUCCAGUGUGUGAGGUUCAUCGACGGAGGAACCUACACCUGCCGGGCUCAGAACUCUCUCGGCAGGGCCAGCGCAUCUGCGGCCCUGGUUGUAGACCACCAGGAUACCCACAACCUGGCCAACGCAGCUUCAGAAAAGGCCACCUCCCUCCUGUCGCACCUGCAGAAGCGUCGGGAGGAGAUGCGCAAGACCGAAAUCGACCUUUACCGGUCCAACGACCACAACACUGUCACCACCUAUUCCUCCUCUUCCAGUAGCAAUCUGGGAUUGAGUCUGUCGCAAGAUUACGAGCGUGCCGCCUCCUUGGCGGGGAAACUACCCAAGGGUGUUUUUACCCGCACCUGCACGGUGACAGAAGGGAAGCAUGCCAAGCUCAGUUGCUACGUCACAGGCCGGCCCAAGCCGCAGAUCAUGUGGAAGAAAGAUGGGGUGGCCAUCAACGAGGGGCGCAGGCAGGUUAUGUACGAGGAUGAAGAGGAGAACUUCAUCCUCAAGAUCCUAUACUGCAAGCAGAAUGACAAUGGCCUUUACACCUGUACCGCCUCCAACCUGGCUGGGCAGACCUACAGCGCGGUCCUGGUCAUCGUCAAAGAGCCCAGGGUCCCGUUCAAGACGAAGCUCCGGGAUGUGGAGGUGCCGGAGAAGAAGACGGCCACCCUGCAGUGCGAGGUCCCCAUCUCCACCACCGAGGCCAGCUGGUUCAUGGAGGAGACCAAGCUGAGCCAGAGCUCCAAGUACCUCAUGGAGGAGGAAGGCACUCUGCGGCGCCUCACCAUCCACAACAUCACCACUGACGACGACGCCGUUUACAUCUGUGAGAUGAAGGAGGGCAGCCGGACUGUGGCCGAGCUCGCUGUCAUAGGCAACAUCAUCAAGAAACUUCCCCGGAAGACAGCUCUGCCUGUGAGCGACACUGCCAUGUUCUGUGUGGAGUUGCAGUCCAGCUGUUCAAACUGCUACUGGACCAGGAACGGUGUGGAGCUGAGAGCUGACAGCAGGAUCACCAUCGUAUCCUCGGGCAAGCAGCACACCCUGACCAUCCGCGAAUGCUGCGCGGAGGACUCUGGGGAGAUUGCAUUCGUGGCUGGCGACUGCAAGACCUCCACUCACUUCUCUGUGACCGCCCCCAGGAAGCACCCUCCAGAUCCCCCAGUCAACCCUGUGGUGAAGGACAAGACCGAAAUUUCCAUUACCCUGUGCUGGUCUCCUCCUGAGAUGGACAGACCUGUCCCCAUCUCAGGGUACCUGGUGGAGAGAAGGAAGGUGGGGAGCCAAACCUGGAUGAGGUGCCACAGCUCGGACAAUGUACCCAGCUCAGAAUUCACAGUCAGCAACUUGACCGAGGAGGGUAGCUACAACUUCAGAAUUACUGCCAUGAACAGCUUUGGCCAGAGCUCAGCACUGGAGUUCCCAGGGACUUUCUAUCUGGAACCCAAGGCGACAGUGAAAGCUCCACUGCUGGAUGUGACAGCGUUGGCUGAAGGAGAAGCCACGUUCACUAUUGAACUGUCUGUGGCCUGCUCCGGGGUGUGGCUCCUGAAUGGGAAGAUUCUUAGGAGUGGCCAGGACUACCUCAUCUGCAGGACAAAGAACACCCACACCCUGGUCAUCAGGAGGGUCUCUGAGACUGACGACGGUGCCGAACUCAAGUUCAUGGCCGGCAGCACUGAGAGCGUCUGUAGGCUCAACGUGAAGGCUGCUGCAGUGAGAAUUACCAACAAGUCCGCAGAAAAGGAGGCUGUGACUGUGGGUCUGCACGGAUCAGCAGAACUGCUGGCUGAGGUAUCGAAUUCAGCCGCCAAAGUGACAUGGAUGAAAGACGGGAAGGAGCUGAAGAUAGGAAAGAAAUAUGAAAGCAUAAUCGUAGAGCAGAAGCGCAUCCUAAAGGUUCACAAUGUGACGGAGGAGGACGUGGGCUUCUAUGAGUGUGUCUGUGAUGGGGACAAAAUGGCACUGCAGCUCGCCCUGAAAGCUGAGGCCCCCAAGAUCACCAUCAAAGACAAAUUUGGUAGUGCUGUCAAGGUGGUGUCCGGGGAGCGGGCAGAGUUUGUGGCAGAGACCUUAGAGAGCAAUGCAAAAGUGCAGUGGUACAGAGAGGGCAAGGAGAUCCGACAGACCAAAAAAUUCACUAUGGAGAGCAAAGGCAGGCAGCACAAACUGAUCGUCACCAGUGCCAAGAAAGAGGAUGAAGGAAUGUACACGUGCAAGGCAGGAGGAGACACAGUGACCUUCACACUAACAGUGCCAGAAACAACUGCAACCUUCACUAAGAAGUCAGUGACGAAAACAGAAUUCUCUUCGACCUCGGGAGAGACAGUAGUCCUGGCCUGUGAGGUGGCCCACUCCUCAGCAAAAGGAAAAUGGAUCAGGAAAGGACAGGAAGUGAAGCAGAGCAAAGAGGUUGUUGUGGAAACAGAAGGCACAACCAGAAGGCUGGUACUGAAAACCGCAAAAGCCAGCGACUCAGGGGCAUACACAUACAAACUCCCAGAGGAUGAGAUAACAUUCAAUGUUAAUGUGAAAGAACCAGAGCCUGUGUUUGCCACCAAAGCUCCGGUUCAGAAGGAGGUGAAGGUCCGUCCCUCAGAGAAGGCCACCUUGAGCUGUGAAGUGUCCCAGACCCAGACUGAGGUGAAGUGGUACAAGGACAGCAAACUGCUGAGCUCCAGCAAGAAGACCAAAGUGGAAUCAGACGGGAAGACUCGCCGGCUUGUGGUGGAGAGCGUGGAGAAGAAGGAUGCUGGGGAGUAUACCUGCGAGGCUGCCGGGGAGAAGAUGGCCUUUAAAAUCCAGGUUGCAGAACCUGAGCCUGUGUUUGCCACGAAAGUGCCAGUUCAGAAGGAGGUGAAGACCACCCUUUCAGAGAAGGCCACCCUGAGCUGUGAGGUGUCCCAGACCCAGACUGAGGUGAAGUGGUACAAGGAUGGCAAAUUGCUGAGCUCCAGUAAGAAGACCAAAGUGGAAUCAGACGGGAAGACUCGCCGGCUUGUGGUGGAGAGCGUGGAGAAGAAGGAUGCUGGGGAGUAUACCUGCGAGGCUGCCAGGGAGAAGAUGGCUUUUAAAAUCCAGGUUGCAGAACCUGAGCCUGUGUUUGCCACCAAAGCUCCAGUUCAGAAGGAGGUGAAGGCCAGCCUUUCAGAGAAGGCCACCCUGAGCUGUGAGGUGUCCCAGAUCCAGACUGAGGUGAAGUGGUACAAGGAUGGCAAAUUGCUGAGCUCCAGUAAGAAGACCAAAGUGGAAUCAGAUGGAAAGACUCGCCGGCUUGUGGUGGAGAGCGUGGAGAAGAAGGAUGCUGGGGAGUAUACCUGCGAGGCUGCCGGGGAGAAGAUGGCCUUUAAAAUCCAGGUUGUAGAACCUGAGCCUGUGUUUGCCACGAAAGUGCCAGUUCAGAAGGAGGUGAAGACCACCCUUUCCGAGAAGGCCACCCUGAGCUGUGAGGUGUCCCAAACCCAGACUGAGGUGAAGUGGUACAAGGACGGCAAACUGCUGAGCUCCAGUAAGAAGACCAAAGUGGAAUCAGACGGGAAGACUCGCCGGCUUGUGGUGGAGAGCGUGGAGAAGAAGGAUGCUGGGCAGUAUACCUGUGAGGCUGCCGGGGAGAAGAUGGCCUUUAAAAUCCAAGUUGCAGAACCUGAGCCUGUGUUUGCCACGAAAGUGCCAGUUCAGAAGGAGGUGAAGACCACCAUUUCAGAGAAGGCCACCCUGAGCUGUGAGGUGUCCCAGACCCAGACUGAGGUGAAGUGGUACAAGGAUGGCAAAUUGCUGAGCUCCAGUAAGAAGACCAAAGUGGAAUCAGACGGGAAGACUCGCCGGCUUGUGGUGGAGAGCGUGGAGAAGAAGGAUGCUGGGGAGUAUACCUGCGAGGCUGCCGGGGAGAAGAUGGCCUUUAAAAUCCAGGUUGCAGAACCUGAGCCUGUGUUUGCCACGAAAGUGCCAGUUCAGAAGGAGGUGAAGACCACCCUUUCCGAGAAGGCCACCCUGAGCUGUGAGGUGUCCCAAACCCAGACUGAGGUGAAGUGGUACAAGGACGGCAAACUGCUGAGCUCCAGUAAGAAGACCAAAGUGGAAUCAGACGGGAAGACUCGCCGGCUUGUGGUGGAGAGCGUGGAGAAGAAGGAUGCUGGGCAGUAUACCUGUGAGGCUGCCGGGGAGAAGAUGGCCUUUAAAAUCCAAGUUGCAGAACCUGAGCCUGUGUUUGCCACGAAAGUGCCAGUUCAGAAGGAGGUGAAGACCACCAUUUCAGAGAAGGCCACCCUGAGCUGUGAGGUGUCCCAGACCCAGACUGAGGUGAAGUGGUACAAGGAUGGCAAAUUGCUGAGCUCCAAUAAGAAGACCAAAGUGGAAUCAGACGGGAAGACUCGCCGGCUUGUGGUGGAGAGCGUGGAGAAGAAGGAUGCUGGGGAGUAUACCUGCGAGGCUGCCGGGGAGAAGAUGGCCUUUAAAAUCCAGGUUGCAGAACCUGAGCCUGUGUUUGCCACGAAAGUGCCAGUUCAGAAGGAGGUGAAGGCCACCAUUUCAGAGAAGGCCACCCUGAGCUGUGAGGUGUCCCAGACCCAGACUGAGGUGAAGUGGUACAAGGAUGGCAAAUUGCUGAGCUCCAGUAAGAAGAUCAAAGUGGAAUCAGACGGGAAGACUCGCCGGCUUGUGGUGGAGAGUGUGGAGAAGAAGGAUGCUGGGGAGUAUACCUGCGAGGCUGCCAGGGAGAAGAUGGCCUUUAAAAUCCAGGUUGCAGAACCCGAGCCUGUGUUUGCCACCAAAGCUCCAGUUCAGAAGGAGGUGAAGGCCAGCCUUUCAGAGAAGGCCACCCUGAGCUGUGAGGUGUCCCAGACCCAGACUGAGGUGAAGUGGUACAAGGAUGGCAAAUUGCUGAGCUCCAGUAAGAAGACCAAAGUGGAAUCAGAUGGAAAGACUCGCCGGCUUGUGGUGGAGAGCGUGGAGAAGAAGGACGCUGGGCAGUAUACCUGCGAGGCUGCUGGGGAAAAGAUGGCUUUCCAUAUUGAAGUGACAGAACCAGUCGCCAAGUUCCAGAAGAAACCCCCUCAGAAGCCCAUCACGGUUCAGGAGAGUGAGACUGUCACCCUGGUGACAGAGGUGACCGUCGACAGUGCAGCAGUGAGGUGGUUCAAGGACAGUGUGGAGUUAAAGGAGGGGAAGAAGUACGAGAUAAAGAAGCAGGGUGUGGCGCGGCUGCUGGUGGUGAAAUCAGCCGAGUCCAAGGACAGCGGCACCUAUACCUGCGAGACAGCUGGGGACAAGCAGGACUUCAAAGUACAGGUCAAAGAGGCUCCGUUGAAGUUUGUAAAGAAACUGGAAGCUGUGACUGCCGAGGUAGGCGAGAACGUUACUCUGACUUGCGAGCUGAACCGUGCCAAGGGUGAUGUCCUGUGGCGCCAAAAUGGGACAAAGAUCACACCCAGCAGCAGGUUUAAGAUCCAGACGGAUGGUUCCAAGUGCAUCUUGACAAUAUUGGGGAUCACUCAGGAAGACAAGGGGGAGUACUGCUGUGAAACCAAGGAUGACAAGACCACCGCCAAGGUCUUAGCUAAAGAGCUGCCGGUGGUGUUCAAGAAGAAGCUGGAGGACCGAACGGUGGAGGAGCGAGAGGUGGUGGUUCUGGAGGUGGAGCUGAGCAAACCCUCCACAGAGGUGAAGUGGAUGAAAAACAGCGUGGUGCUGCAGCCCAGCAACAACAUUGAGAUCCGCGUCGAAGGGGCCAAACAGACCCUUGUCAUAAAAAACGUGACCUUCCCUGACCGCGGCUACUACAGCUGUGAGACCCUGGAUGACAAGACGCAGGCCAAGCUCAACGUGGAGAUGAUGAAGAUCAAGCUAGUGCAUGGGCUGGAAGAGGUGAAGGUGCAGGAGAAAGAGACUGUCACCUUCGAGGUGGAGCUGAGCCACACAGAUGUGGAGGGGUCCUGGGCUAAGGAUGGGCUGAAGCUGCGGGCUGGCGGUAACUGCAGGAUCACUACCCUGGGGAAGAAGCACGCCCUGACACUGUCCAACCUCAAACUGGAGGAUGCAGGCCUUGUUUCUUUCCAGGCCGAAGGGGUGCACACUUCUGGGAGACUCAUUGUGACAGAGCCUGCUGUGACGUUCACUAAAAACCUUGAAGACGUCAGCGUCCCAGAGAAGGAGAAGGUCACUUUGGCGUGUGAACUUUCCAGGCCCAAUGCAGAUGUCAAGUGGUUCAAGGAUGACAUGGUGCUAAAACCAGGGAAAAAACUGGGGAUCAUCUCCCUAGGCCGUAUGAGGAGCAUCCUGAUUCACAAGUGUGCCUACGAAGACCAGGGCUUGUACACAUGUGAUGUGGUGGACAGCAAGACUUCAGCGAAACUUACUGUUCAUGCCCGGGACAUUAAAAUCCUGAAGCAGCUGGAGGACGUGGAGGUGGUGGAGAAGGAGAGUGCAGCCUUCGUCUGUGAGAUCUCCCAUGACGAGGUGGAGACGCAGUGGUUCAAAAACAACGUCAAGUUGAAGCCGGGAGACAAUGUCAAGAUGAGACAAGAAGGAAGGACCUUCGUGCUGCUGUUCAAGUCAGUGAAGUCUGAGGAUGCAGCAGAAAUCAAAUUUACUGCUGAAAGUGCAACAUCCACAGCAAACCUGAGGGUCAAAGAGCUACCUGUGAAGAUUGUGAAGCCCCUUCGUGACAAAAUAGCCAUCGAGAAGCACCGGUGUAUUUUUGAGUGCCAGGUGUCCCGCUCCAAUGCGCAUGUGAAGUGGUAUCAGAAGGGCAAGGAGAUCCAUGCCAGCAAGAAAUACGAGAUGGAGAGCCAAGGCAUGUACAGGAAACUCGUCAUCAACGACGUUGAGUUCAAAGAUGAAGACACCUAUACCUGCGAUGCCAUCGAUGACAAGACUUCCGCUAAACUCCUUGUGGAAGAACAAGCCAUCAGCAUCGUGAAGGGCCUGAGUCCCGUCGAGGUGACAGAGCCAGCCGAGGCUCGCUUUGAAGUGGAGUUGUCUGUCGUUGAGAUAAAGCCACCCAAGUGGAUGCUCAACGGAGAGAUAUUACACGGCAGCCGUGAUGUGGAGAUUGAGCAUGACGGCAACAUCCAUCGCCUCAUCCUGAAAAAGACCCGCUCCGAGAUGACUGGCCCUGUCCAGUUCACUGCUGGCAAGAGUAAAUCCACUGCACAGCUCACUGUCAAAGAGCCCCCAGUGCAGAUUCUCAGGCAGAUCAAAGACACUGAUGCCGUUGAGAAGGGCUUGGCCACCCUGAGCUGUGAAUUUUCCCCUCCUCCCAAGAUGGUAAAGUGGUUCAAGGACCAGACUCUCCUGGAGUCGUCCAGCAAGUACCAUAUGAAGCAGGACAAGAAUCUGGUGGAGCUAAUUAUUCAGAGUCUGAAGCCAGAAGACUCAGGAGUGUACCGGUGCAAGGCUGGGAAUGCAGAGACCAAAGCAAAGCUCACUGUGGAAGCUCGCAAAGUGAAGAUAACAAAGCACUUGGAAGCCAUGGAGGUUGAUGAGGAGAGCAAUGCUGUGUUCUCUUGUGAGGUGUCUCACAAGGAUGAGGAGGUGCAGUGGUUCCUGAACAACACCCUUCUCUGCUCCAAUGAUGUCAAUGAAAUCAAGAAGGAUGGCAAAGCCCACACCCUGUCCCUAAAACGACUUGCCGCUGAGGACUCUGGGACUGUGAAGGUCAAGGUGGGAGAGGUCUUUGAGGAGGUCCCGCUCAAGGUCAAAGAAAAGCCAGCUGUGUUUCUGAAAUCCCUGGAUGAUGUGAUAGGGGAGGAGAGAGGAAUGAUAACCCUGGAGUGUGAAGCCUCCAAACCCAACGUUAAGCCCGUCUGGAAGAAAGAUGGUGUUGUCCUGGCUUCCAGUGAUAAAUAUGAGCUGCUACAUGCUGGCAAGACACUGGGGAUCAUCGUCCACAAUCUCAACAAGUCUGAUGCUGGCUUGUACAGCUGUGAUGUUGGCACUGACAUUGCCAAAUCCAAAGUCACUGUCCAAGACCUAAACAUCGGAAUCACCAAGAAGCUGAAGACAACAGAGGUAAAGGAGGAUGAGAGCUGCAGCUUUGAGUGCAUCCUCUCCCACGAGAGCAUUGACGAGUGCUCCUGGACCCUGGGUGGAAAGCCAGUGGAGAGCAGGGGACGGUUUGAGGUGUCUAACAAGGGCCGCAAAUACAUGCUGAAUAUCAAGAAGGUAACGGCAGCCGAUGCUGGGGAAGUCGUCUUCACAGCUAGGAACCUCAACUCCAAAGCCUCACUCAUCAUCAAAGAAAAAGCAGCUACUUUUACCAAACAACUGGAGAACUGCAGUAUAGCUCCAGGUGAAGACAUUGUCCUGAGCUGUGAAACUUCCACGGCUGAGACCAGUGUCAAGUGGUACAAAGAUGGCAAAGCUAUAAGAAAGAGCCAAAAGUAUGAGAUGUGUCAAGAGGGCAACCUGACAAAGCUCAUAGUCCACAAUACCACAACCAAAGACUCUGGAGAGUACAGUUGUGAAACAGAGAUCUCCAAGACCAAGGCAACUGUUGAGGUCAAAGAAAAAUUGAGUAGGUUCACCAAGGAGCUGUCUGACCAGAAGGCUGAGGAGAAGGGCUCUGUGACAUUUCAGUGUGAGACUGAGGAGCCUGUGACAAAGGUCACCUGGAGGAAGGGUAUUGCUGAGCUCAAGACAGGAUCAAAGUACCAGCUGAAACAGGAGGGCACCACCCUCUCCCUCACCAUCAACCAGCUGGAGAAGACUGAUAGCGACAAUUACUCCUGCGACAUUGAGGCAGUUCAGUCUAGAGCUAAGUUAACAGUGCAAGGUCAGAAAGUCCUUAUUACAGAAGACCUAGAAGACGUUGAGGUUUUAGAAGGAGACUCAGCCACUUUUAAAUGUAGAAUUUCUCCUGCCGACUACAAUAAUGUGCAGUGGUUCCUGGACAAAACCCCUCUCCAUACUAAUGAGCUGAAUGAAAUCCAGAGCCAGAAAGGAGGGUACCACACCCUCACUGUCAAGAAACUCUCUAUGAAGGAUUCUGGCAGCAUCUCCUUCGAGGCCGGAGAUAAGAAAACAUCAGCUUCCCUGGUGGUCAAAGAAAGGCCGUCCAUCAUAACAAAAGAUUUAAAGGACGCUGAAGUCACGGAGGGGGAGGAUGUUGUGCUUUUGUGCGAGACCUCCAAAGCGGGCAGCCCUGUCAAGUGGUACAAGGACGGGAUCACCCUGAAGAGCACCUCCAAGUGCAGCAUCAGCCGAUCUGGUACCGAAGCGAAACUCACCAUCCGGGGUGCGGAGGAAAAAAACAGCGGGGUUUACGAGUGUGAGGCGGGAACCACCAGGAGCAGGGCCAGGGUUAGCAUUAAGGCUCAACCAGUCAUUUUCAAGCAAGAGCUCCAAGACAAAGAGUUGGAGGAGGGCGGCGUUGUCAUCCUGAGCUGCGAGCUCUCUAAACCUGGAGCCCCGGUGGAGUGGAGGAAGGGAGGAGAGGUGCUUAAGCAUGGGGACAAGUACCAGAUGAAGCAGAAAGGUGCUACUGCUGAGCUGCAGAUUAACAAGCUAAAACCAGAAGACAGCGGAGGCUAUACCUGUGAAUCUGGAGACCAAAAGACCACCGCCAAUGUCAAAGUCAAUGCAGCCUUGCCAGUCUUUUUCAAACAAGAGCUCCAGGAUCAAAGUGCUAAAGAGGGCGGCUCUGCCACCCUGUACUGUGAGCUCUCUAAACCUGGAGCCCCAGUGGAGUGGAAGAAGGGAGGAAUGCUGCUUCAAACUGGGGAUAAAUAUAAAAUGAAGCAGAGAGGUUCUGCAGCUGAGAUUGUGAUUCAGAACCUUCAGCCCGAAGACACUGGAGAGUACAGCUGCACCUGUGGAGACCAGCUGACCACUGCACUGGUCACAGUGAAGGCUCUGCCAGUCCUUUUCAAACAAGGGCUCCAAAACCAGGAGUUGAAGGAGGGUGGCACUGCCACUCUGCGCUGUGAGCUCUCUAAACUUGGAGCCUCGGUGGAGUGGAGGAAAGAUGGGGAGGUGCUUCAUUCCAGUGACAAGUACAAGAUGAAGCUGAAGGGAGUUGCAGUUGAGCUCCAAAUUUCCAAUCUGCAACCCGAGGACACUGGAGAUUAUAACUGUGAAUGUGGAGACCAAAAAACGACUUCCCACAUCAAAGUCAACGCCUUGCCGGUCCUUUUCAAACAAGAACUUCAGAACCAGGAAGUGGAGGAGGGUGGCACUGCCACCCUGCGCUGUGAGCUCUCUAAACCUGGAGCCCCGGUGGAGUGGAGGAAGGGAGUAGUGCUGCUUCAGUCUGGGGAUAAAUACACCAUGAAGCAGAAAGGCCAUGUGGCUGAAUUGCUAAUUAACAAUUUACAACCUGAAGACACAGGAGACUACACCUGUGAUACUGGAGACCGACAGACAACUGCUCAUGUAAAAGUCAAUGCCUUGCCAGUCCUUUUUAAACAAGAGCUCCAGGACCAGGAAGCUGAAGAGGGUGGCUCUGCCACCCUGCGCUGUGAGCUCUCUAAACCUGGAGCCCCGGUGAAGUGGAGGAGGGGAGGAGUGCUGCUUCAAGCCAGUGAAAAGCUGGAGAUGAGGCAGAAAGGUGUCACUGCAGAACUGGUCAUUCAUAAGCUAGAACUGGAAGAUACCGGGGUUUACACAUGUGAUACAGGAGACCUGCAGUCUAAUGCCAGGGUCACUGUUAAAGCCCUGCCGGUCCUUUUCAAACAAAAGCUCCUGAACCAAGAGUCAGAGGAGGGAGGCACUGCCACCCUGUGCUGUGAGCUCUCUAAACCUGGAGCCCCGGUGGAGUGGAGGAAGGGAGGAGUGCUGCUUAAACCUGGAGACAAGUAUGAGAUGAAGCAGAAAGACCACGUUGUAGAGCUAUUAAUUAGCAAUUUACUACCUGAAGACACUGGGGACUACACCUGCGAUACAGGCGACCAGCAGACCACUGCUCAUAUUAAAGUUAAUGCCUUGCCGGUCCUUUUCAAAAAAGGCCUCCAGGACCAGGAAGCUGAAGAGGGUGGCUCUGCCACCCUGCGCUGUGAGCUCUCUAAACCUGGAGCCCCGGUGAAGUGGAGGAGGGGAGGAGUGCUGCUUCAAGCCAGUGAAAAGCUGGAGAUGAGGCAGAAAGGUGUCACUGCAGAACUGGUCAUUCAUAAGCUAGAACUGGAAGAUACCGGGGUUUACACAUGUGAUACAGGAGACCUGCAGUCUAAUGCCAGGGUCACUGUUAAAGCCCUGCCGGUCCUUUUCAAACAAAAGCUCCUGAACCAAGAGUCAGAGGAGGGAGGCACUGCCACCCUGUGCUGUGAGCUCUCUAAACCUGGAGCCCCGGUGGAGUGGAGGAAGGGAGGAGUGCUGCUUAAACCUGGAGACAAGUAUGAGAUGAAGCAGAAAGACCACGUUGUAGAGCUAUUAAUUAGCAAUUUACUACCUGAAGACACUGGGGACUACACCUGCGAUACAGGCGACCAGCAGACCACUGCUCAUAUUAAAGUUAAUGCCUUGCCGGUCCUUUUCAAAAAAGGCCUCCAGGACCAGGAAGCUGAAGAGGGUGGCUCUGCCACCCUGCGCUGUGAGCUCUCUAAACCUGGAGCCCCGGUGAAGUGGAGGAGGGGAGGAGUGCUGCUUCAAGCCAGUGAAAAGCUGGAGAUGAGGCAGAAAGGUGUCACUGCAGAACUGGUCAUUCAUAAGCUAGAACUGGAAGAUACCGGGGUUUACACAUGUGAUACAGGAGACCUGCAGUCUAAUGCCAGGGUCACUGUUAAAGCCCUGCCGGUCCUUUUCAAACAAAAGCUCCUGAACCAAGAGUCAGAGGAGGGAGGCACUGCCACCCUGUGCUGUGAGCUCUCUAAACCUGGAGCCCCGGUGGAGUGGAGGAAGGGUGGAGUGCUGCUUAAACCUGGUGCCAAGUAUGAGAUGAAGCAGAAAGAUCACGUUGUAGAGCUAUUAAUUAGCAAUUUACUACCUGAAGACACUGGGGACUACACCUGCGAUACAGGCGACCAGCAGACCACUGCUCAUAUUAAAGUUAAUGCCUUGCCGGUCCUUUUCAAAAAAGGCCUCCAGGACCAGGAAGCUGAAGAGGGCGGCUCUGCCACCCUGCGCUGUGAGCUCUCUAAACCUGGAGCCCCGGUGAAGUGGAGGAGGGGAGGAGUGCUGCUUCAAGCCAGUGAAAAGCUGGAGAUGAGGCAGAAAGGUGUCACUGCAGAACUGGUCAUUCAUAAGCUAGAACUGGAAGAUACCGGGGUUUACACAUGUGAUACAGGAGACCUGCAGUCUAAUGCCAAGGUCACUGUUAAAGCCCUGCCGGUCCUUUUCAAACAAAAGCUCCUGAACCAAGAGUCAGAGGAGGGAGGCACUGCCACCCUGUGCUGUGAGCUCUCUAAACCUGGAGCCCCGGUGGAGUGGAGGAAGGGAGGAGUGCUGCUUAAACCUGGAGACAAGUAUGAGAUGAAGCAGAAAGACCACGUUGUAGAGCUAUUAAUUAGCAAUUUACUACCUGAAGACACUGGUCACUACACCUGCGAUACUGGAGACAGACAGACGACGGCUACCUUAAGUGUGCAGGCUCUGCCAGUUCUUUUCAAACAAGGGCUCCUAGGCAAAGAUGCAGAGGAGGGUGGCACUGUCACUCUGAGCUGUGAGGUCUCUAAACCUGGAGCCCCGGUGGAGUGGAGGAAGGGAGGAGUGCUGCUUAAAUCUGGAGACAAGUAUGAGAUGAAGCAGAAAGACCAGGUUGUUGAACUACUAAUUAACAACCUGCACCCUGAAGACACUGGAGACUACACCUGCGAUACUGGAGACAGACAGACGACGGCUACCUUAAGUGUGCAGGCCGUCCCAGUCCUUUUCAAACAAGAGCUACAAGACAAAGAGUCAGAGGAAGGCAGCUCAGCCAUUCUGAGCUGUGAGCUCUCUAAACCUGGAGCUCCGGUGGAGUGGAGGAAGGGAGGAGUGGUGCUCCAGCCUGGUGAUAAGUAUGAGAUCAGACAGGAGGGACAUAACGUAGAGCUGUUAGUCCACAAUCUGAAACUGGAAGACAUGGGGGACUAUAUCUGUGACUCUGGUGACCAGACCACCACUGCAUCGUUAAAAGUCAAUGCCCUGCCAGUUGUUUUCAAACAAGAACUCCAGAACCAAGAGUCAGAGGAGGGCAGCACUGUCACCCUGCGCUGUGAGCUCUCUAAACCUGGAGCCCCGGUGGAGUGGAGGAAGGGAGGAGUGGUCCUGUGCCCUUGUGGCAAAUAUGAAAUGAAACAGGAGGGCUCCAGUGCUGUGUUAUUGAUUCAAAAUGUAGAGCCUGAGGAUUCCGGAGACUAUACCUGUGAUACAGGAGAUCGGCAGACCACCGCUGCCUUGGCAGUGAAGGCCCUGCCAGUGUUUUUCAAGAUGCUACUGGAGAGCAAGGAGGCGGAGGCGGGUGACAAUGUCACUAUGCGCUGUGAAGUCACUAAACCUGGUGCCCCUGUGGAAUGGAAGAAGAAAGACGUGGUGCUGCAUCCCAGUGAAAAAUAUGAGAUGAGACAGGAAGGUACUGUCGCUGAGCUAGUCAUUUACAGCCUGCAGGCUAAAGACACUGGGGAGUACACGUGUGAUACUGGGGACCAGAAGACCACAGCCACUCUCACAGUCAUAGAACCAGAUGUCACCAUAGUGAAAGGCCUGGAGAGCCAGACAGUGUUUAAGGAGGAGAAUGCAGUGUUUCAGUGCCAACUCUCUCACGAAAAUGUGAGAGACGUGCAGUGGAAGCUCCAGGACAACCUGCUGCUGAGUAACGAGAUGAACAAGAUCUCCGCAGAGGGCAAGGUGCACACCCUGACCCUCAGGAAGGUCACACUGGAGGACUCCGGCAGCGUGGUCUUCUGUGUUGGACCUCGCACCUCCACAGCUGAGCUCAAAGUGAAGGGCCCCCCGGCUCACUUUACGCUGGAUCUGUCAGAUGUGGAGGUGGAGGAGAGUGCCACAGCCACCCUGACCUGUGAGCUCUCCCAGCCUGACUGCAUUGAUGUUCAGUGGAGGAAAGGCUCGCUGCCCAUCUACCCCAGCAGCAAGUACCAGAUGAGGCAGGUGGGCACUGUCCACACCCUCUCUAUCAACCAGGUUACUGCCGAGGAUGUGGGGGAGUACACCUGUGACAAUGGCCAGCAGCAGACCACCGCAAAACUGACUUUCAAAGCCCUGCCAGUCUUUUUCAAGCAAGAGCUCCAAAACCAGGAAGCAAAGGAGGGCAGCACUGCUACCUUGCGCUGUGAGCUCUCCAAACCUGGUGCCCCGGUGGAGUGGAGAAAGGGAGGAGUGGUACUCCAGUCCAGCAAUAAGUAUGAGAUGAAGCAGAAGGACCAUGUUGCUGAGCUACUAAUUAAAAAUGUACAACCUGAAGACACCGGAGACUACACCUGCAAUACCGGAGAGCAACAGACCACUGCUUCUGUUUUUGUUGCAGAGCCUGCAGUCAUGAUCGUAGAAGAGCUUAAGAAUGUGUCAGUGUUUGCGAACGAGGAUGCAGUAUUCUCAGUCGAGUUGUCCCGUCCAUGUGUGAAAGACGUGCAGUGGAAGCUGGGGGGCGUACCUUUGCAGCACAAUGAGAUGAACGAGAUUGCCACUGAGAGUGGGGGCCGCGUGCACACCUUGACGCUCAGAAAGAUCACGCAAGAUGAUUCAAGCUCUGUGACUUUCAGGGCUGAAACCUGCACCAGCACUGCUGAACUCACAGUCAAAGCCCCACCACCUGUGCUCUUCAAGAAGAUGCUGGACAGUCAGGAGGUGGAGGAGGGCAGCAAUGCGUUCCUGCGCUGUGAGAUCUCGCAGCCCGACGCCCCUGUCACCUGGAGGAGGAGGCAGGCUGUUCUUUCUCAGGGAGACAAGUACACCCUGCAGCAGAGAGGCACCACCGUGGUGCUGAUCAUCCACAAUCUGAGCCCUGAGGACGCCGGCGAGUACACCUGCGACUCUGGAGAUCAGCAGACCACGGCUUCACUGUCUGUCAAAGCUUUGCCGAUGGUUUUCAAACAAGAGCUCCAGAACCUGGAGGCGGAGGAGGGCAGCACUGCUACCCUGCGGUGCGAGCUCUCUAAACUUGGAGUCCGUGUGGAGUGGAGGAAAGGAGGAGUGGUGCUUCAGCCCAGCAAUAAGUAUGAGAUGAAGCAGAGAGGCUCAGUUUUAGAGUUACUGAUUCAUGACUUGGAACCUGAAGACAACGGCUACUAUACUUGCGACACGGGAGAACAGCUGACAACUGCUUCUGUUGCAGUGCAAGAGGGGGAAAUAAAGAUAGUGUGUGGUUUAAAGAACUCAGAUGUCUUUGUGGGGGAGCAGGCCACCUUCUCCUGUCAGCUCUCUCGCAAGGGCAUUAAGGAGGCGCAGUGGUGGCUGGAUGGCUCUCCUCUGCAGAACAGUCCAUUCAACGAGAUUGCUGUCCACAACAGCACCACCCACACCCUUACCUUAAAGAACCUGGCUGCUGAAGACUCAGGCACAGUGACGUUCCGAUAUGGGAGCCUAAUUUCUUCAGCCAAAUUAUUAGUCAAAGAUCCGACCAUAGAGGUGGUCAGUCCAAUGGAGGACAUGAUUGUAGAGGAAGACAAGCCAGCCGAGUUUAUCUGCCAGUACUCCAGACCUGUGCAGGCUGUGUGGAAGAAGAACGGCAGGCAGAUCGAACCUGAUGGCCGGAGGAUUGUUGUGGAACAGGACUGGAACGUCGCCAAAUUGAAAAUAAACUAUGUCACCCGAGAAGACAGUGGGACGUACACUUGUGAAGCUGAGGGAACCAGGGUAGUGGCUCUUCUUGAUGUACAAGCUAAGCCGAUAGAUAUUAUCCAGGGCCUAGAGAACGUGGAAACCGUGGAGGGUGGCGAAGCCCUUUUUGAGUGCUACCUGUCCAGGACAGAGCUACACGCAUACAGGUGGCUGAUUGACGAUCAGCCUGUGAAGGAGUCUGAGAACGCAGAAAUGGUGGUCUUUGAGAGUGGCCGUAGACAUCUCCUGCUCCUCAAAAACCUGAAACCAGAGGACAGCGGCAGGGUCACCUUCUUGGCUGGAAACGUUGUCUCUUCGGCAUUGCUGGCAGUGAGAGGAUGGAAACUGAAUGUGGUGAGGCCCUUGGAGGAUUCUGAAGUUGCUGUGGGUGGCCAGGCAGAGUUCAGCUGUGUCCUGAGUGAGUUUGUACCUGUGGCUGAGGUGAGCUGGUACAUGAACGACUCUGAGAUCCACCCUGAUGACACCUGGGCAAUUCAAGCAGAUGGGAACUCUUACAGGCUCAUCCUUAAAGUGGCCCGGCCACAGCUCACUGGGGAGGUGACGUUUGCUGCCAGGGAUGCCAUCUCCUCUGCCAAACUGACAGUGAUCGCUCUACCAGACCCCCCUGAAGACCCGGAGCUAGUGAGUAAGAACAGCCAAUCGGUGACGCUGUCCUGGUUCACACCACUUAAUGACGGCGGCGGGGCCAUUCUCGGCUACAACGUGGAGAUGCGAUUGGCAGACAGUGUCCUCUGGUUGCCAUGCAACACCGAGCCCAUUAGGAACACAGAGUUUGUGAUGGACAACCUCAUCCCCGGCACAGGGUACCGAUUUCGAGUGUCGGCCGUAAACAGGGCCGGCAUCGGGGAGCCUGUCCAUUUACCUCAAACUGUACAGCUAGAAGCCCCAGUUGCCGUGAUAAAGCCUUUGUCCAGCCCCGUCGUGAAGGUGGGGGAGCCCACAUGCUUGGAGUGUGAGCUGUCGGUUGAUAACAGCGUUGUUACUUGGCUGAAGGACAACAAGAGCAUCCAGCCUGGGAAGAAGUACCAGGUGGUCUCAGAUGGAAAGAGACAAGCUCUGAUCAUCCAGGACUUCAGGGCUGCUGACGAGGCAGUUUACACCUGUGUCACCUCAUCUGGGGCAGAAACCUCUGUGAGCCUGGACCUUGGAGCCAAGGUAAACCAAGAUGGAAUGGAGAUAUCAGUCACCACUGAUGUAGAAGGAUUGUUAACCCAACCCAGCUUGCCUCCCGAAGCUGCCCAAGAGGGGGACCUGCAUCUACUGUGGGAGGCCCUGGCCAAAAAACGCAGAAUGAGCAGAGAGCCCACUUUGGAUUCCAUCUCAGAGGUGCCUGAAGGAGACGACAAGGUCUCCAAGCAGAAGGGGAAAUCAGAAGAGCCUCCCAGACCAAGCGACAUAGAACAGUUCUUCACAAGCUCAGAUGAUGACUCAAGGGCAGGUACACCUUCCUUAGUCUCUUACCUCAAGAAAGCAGGCCAGUCUACAGUGACUGUAGAAGGUGGUCAAGCACAGACUAUUGCUACCAAACAGUUUUGGAAACUCUGGGAGCCCUCUGGUGUAGAACCUGAAGCUCCUAUUACCCAACAAGCCGUUGCUGAAGAACCGGCAAUCGAAAUGAGUAAAGAGGAGGAAUCUGAAAUGACUGAGGCAGCUAUCAAGAUUCAGGCUGCCUUCAAGGGCUUCAAAGCCAGGAAGGAACUUAAGCAACAUGGAGCCCCUGUUUUUGGAGAGGUCUUCAAGGACCAGACCUGUGAGCCCAACGGGACUAUUCAUCUAGAAUGUGUGUCGCUCAGCAAGUCAGACAUCCAGGUCUGUUGGUUGAAAGAUGGGGAGAAACUGACUGAUGGACGCCACCACCACAUUGACAUCUACAACGAUGGGACAUGCUCCUUGAUUAUUACAGCCCUGACCCCUAAAGAUACCGGAGUAUACACUUGUGAGUUGUCCAACAAGCUUGGUAGAGGAGUCCACAGUGCCAAGGUGACAGUGGGUAGUCACCGGGACGUGCCCAGCAGGGGGCCCAAGCAGCUUCAAUAUGGGUACAGUGCAGACAGUGAGCCUGAGAGCUCCUCAGGAAGCGAGAUAGAUGACGGCAUAAGGAAAGCUGGAAAAAGGCUGAGGCGGCUCUUGAGGACCAGGCUAUCCCAGGAUAUGCCAGAUGUGGAGGAAGAAACAUUUGUUAGUGCCGAUGAAGGAGAGCUAGAGUCUGCGGACAAGCACACCUACCGGGAAGAUGACAAGUACAUAUAUAUCAAGUUUGACACCCUUCCUGAGGCUCAGGCCGCCUGCAGACGCUUCCAGGAGAUGUUUACCGCCCAGGGUGUCCCCAUAGAAACUGAAAUCCUGGAGGAAGGCCUGCGCAAAGUGGAGCUUUGUAUUAUGAAGAUGCCACCCCCAUUGACCGAUCAAGGGGAGCUGACCCCCACACAGGAGAAAGUCCAGCCUGUUUACUCUCCUGCUGGUUCUGCUCCCCCCGUCUUCCUAACCGAGCUGCAAAGCCAGGAUGUCCAGGACGGUUAUCCGGUCAGCUUUGACUGCGUGGUCAGUGGGAAGCCUCCCCCCUCCAUCCGCUGGUUCAAAGAUGGCAAGCUGAUUGAAGAGAACGACCACUACAUGAUCAAUGAGGACCAGGAGGGCUGCCACCAGCUCAUCAUCACUGCCGUCUACCCCACUGACAUGGGGGUGUACCGCUGCAUGGCUGAGAACUACAGUGGCAUUGCCUCCACCAAAGCUGAGCUCAGAGUCGAUGUUUCCUGCAGCUCUGACUAUGACACUGCGGCUGAUGCAACUGAGACUUCAUCAUAUGUCAGUGCAAAAGGCUAUCUCUCAAGAGAGCAGGAGGGAGUGGAGUCUAUGGCUGAAGAGGAGCAGCUUCCCCAGGUUUUGGAAGAGCUUCAUGAUGUUCUUGUGAGCCCCGGAGCUCCCAUCGCUAAAAUGCACGUCCAAGUGAAAGGUUACCCUUCACCCCGCGUGUACUGGUUCAAAGAUGGGCAGCCCCUACGGCCCUCGGACAGGAUGCUCAUGUGUGAGGAGAAGGGGCUGCACUCCCUGGAGAUCCUGGAAGUCUCCAAGGAGGACGCUGGAGAGUAUUCCAGCUACAUCAGCAACUCAGCUGGAUCGGCAUACUCCUCCGCCAGGCUGGUUGUGAAGAGUCCUGGAGAGCGGGGUGCUGAAGUAGGCAAACCAGAAGCAGGCAAAGCAAAGGGUGCUAAGCAGAUGCUGGUUCCUCCACGCUUCCUGGAGAGAUUCUCCAACAGGAGGGUAAAGAAAGGCUCCAGUAUCACCCUGUCUGUGAAAGUGGAAGGCUCUCCAGUGCCCACGAUCACCUGGCUGAAGGAGGAGUCUGCGGAGGAUGUGCUGUGGAUCAAGCCAACGACGCCUGGGUAUAAAGUGGCCAGCUCCAACAUGCAGCACAGCCUGAUCCUGCUCGACGUGGACCCAGAACACAGCGGCACCUACACCUGCAUCGCCACCAACAUGGCAGGCCAGUCGAUCUGCACAGCACACCUCGACGUGGUGGAGGUGACAGAAGUGGACCAUGUAGAAAAAGACAAGACCACAAAGGAAACCCACACGUUUACCCAUGAGAUUGAAGAAGAAACAUUAAGAGAAGUAAGAGAGCAAGUCAAAGGAGUCCUGGGCAUCUCUGUGCACCCCCCUGAGCCUGGUCACAUCUUUGAUGGGCUAGGAGGAUCUAAAAAGGGUCUGCCGAUGGAAGGAGAGGUAAGCAAGGCCUCUUCACGGUACCUUGGAGAGGUCGGCACAGAGGAGUUCCUGCAGAAACUGACUUCUCAGAUCACAGAGAUGGUCUCUGCCAGGAUCACACAAGCAUCUUUGCGGGUCCCUGGGAUGGACAGUGAUGACGAGUCAAAGACUCCCUCCCCUUCACCCCACCACGGACGAUCCAGACCUUCCUCUGUCAUCAUAGAUUCUUCUUCUGAGUCGGAUGAAGGGGAGGCCAGAGGAGAGAUGUUCGAUAUCUACGUGGCUACGGCAGACUACACUCCCGUUGGUGUUGAUAAAGAAACCAUCGCUCUGAAGGAAGGGCAGUACGUGGAGGUCCUUGAUUCAGCACACCCGCUCAAGUGGCUUGUCCGAACCAAGCCCACCAAAUCAACACCGUCCCGCCAGGGAUGGGUCUCGCCGGCUUACCUCGACAAAAAACUGAAGUUAUCUCCGGACACCCCUGCAGGAGAGGCCCCUGAGUUCCCUGGAGAGGAGGUGUCUGAAGAGGAGUACAAGAGAAAGCUCUGCCAUCUUAUCGAGGAGAUAGUAAACACUGAAGAGGAGUUUGUGAGGGAUCUGGACUUCUUUGUGUCCCAUCACCUGCAACACAUGGACACGAGCCCUGACAUCCCACCAGUCAUUGCCAGCCAAAAGGCAACCAUCUUCAGGAACAUUGAUGAGCUCAGUAUCUUCCAUAGCAGCACCCUCCUCCCUGGCCUGAGCCAGUGCGACACAGAUGAUGACAUUGCCAUGCGCUUCAUUAAAAACUUGGACGGCUUCGAGAAGUACAUCCAGUUCCUGGUGGGAAGAUCACAGGCUGAGUCGGUUGUGAAUAGCAGAGCAGUCCAAGACUUCUUCAAGAAAUACACUGAAACUGAACUCGCCAUCAAAGAUCCAUCUCAGCUCCCUGUCCUGCCAGUGACUGACUACCUGGAGAGACCUCUCAACAGGAUCCAGAAAUACAAGGCAGUGCUCAAGGAGAUGAUCCGCAACAAAGCCAGAAGUGGCCAGAACUGUGCCCUGCUGGAAGAGGCCUUUGCCAUUGUGUCCUCCCUGCCCCGCCGGUCUGAGAACACCCUCCAUGUCUCCCUGAUUGAAAACUACCCGGCCAAUCUGGAGGCCCUUGGGGAACCCAUCAGACAGGGACCGUUCACUGUGUGGGAAGGGGCACCUGGGACCAGAGCAUCCUCCCGUGGACACCACCGACACGUGUUCCUCUUCAAGAACUACGUCCUGAUCUGCAAACCAAAGCGAGACACCAACACAGAGACCCAGGCCUACAUCUUCAAGAACAUGAUGAAGCUCACAAACAUUGACUUGAAUGACAUGGUGGAAGGGGAUGACCGCGCAUUUGAGGUCUGGCAUGAGCGUGAGGACUCUGUGAGGAAGUACACCUUGCAAGCCCGCACCGUUAUCAUCAAGAACUCAUGGGUGAAGGACAUCUGUGACCUUCAGCAGCGCUACAGCCUGCCUGCCUGGAGUUCCCCAGAUUUCGAGGAGGUGCUGGCUAACUGUACAGCUGAGCUGGGAGAAACUGUCAAACUAGCAUGUAAGGUCACAGGGACUCCCAAGCCAGUCAUCACAUGGUACAAAGAUGGUAGAGCAGUGGAAGUGGACCCCCAUCACAUCAUCAUUGAGGAUCCUGACGGUUCCUGCACCCUGAUCCUUGACAAUCUCACGGCUGAUGACUCGGGUCAGUACAUGUGCUUCGCUGCCAGCACUGCUGGGAACGCCAGCACCCUGGGCAAGAUCCUUGUAAAAAUGCCUCCAAGGUUUGUUAACAAGCUGAGGAACACCCCACUCAUUGAGGGAGAGGAUGCCCAGUUCACCUGCACAAUUCAAGGAGCUCCAAGCCCAGAGAACAGAUGGUACAAAGAUGGCAACCUGCUGACAGACAAGAGCAAAUACCAGACAUUCAGCGAGGCUCGCAGUGGAGUCCUGGUCCUGGUCAUCAAGGACCCUGGAGAGGAAGACCUUGGACGAUACGAGUGCAAGCUCAAGAACAGGCUGGGAUCUGCGAACUGCACUGCUGAGCUGUACCUGCAGUCUCCAGCACUGCCGACUCCAGAAAGGAGAGGGGAGCAAGCCAUCACCAUAGAAGGUCAAAGACUUGAACAUGUGGGAACUGUUCCGAUGAAGAAGUGGUACGAAAUAGAGUUCAGCCCAACUACUUUUCAUAAAAGGAGCUUCAAAACUGAAGGCAUAUUUACUCCGAUACAGACUGAGUCCAGCACACAGGGACCCCUCACAGGAGACAGGGCGGACAUAAUCUGGGAGACACAGAGUCAGGUUUACAUUGAAAACACUACAAAAUCCUGUGCCUAUGUAACUCAGCAUCAGAAAACAGCCCCACCCUGCAUACACGUGACUAUAGAAGACUUAAAAGUGCAGAGUGGAGAAGAGGCCAAGUUUGAAGCAGUUAUUGAAGGAAACCCAACACCAGAAAUUACAUGGUAUAAGGGUGGUGUCUUGCUGUCAGCAAGUGACCGGGUCUAUCUGUCUCAGAAGGAUGCCGAGUGUUCCCUCACUCUGCGGACUGUUAGCAGUCAGGACAGAGGCAUCUAUACCUGUGUGGCCAAGAACAUCUCUGGAGAGGUGUCCUGUAAAGCAGAGCUCAGUGUAUAUGAAGCAGGAUCAGAAGAGAAGCGAAGUGAAUCCUCCACAGAACCGAUUAAGAGACGGAAACUACAUUCCUUCUAUGAAGUCAAAGAGGAGAUUGGGAGGGGUUCCUUCGGUUUUGUGAAGCGGGUGAUUCACAAAGGCAACAGAGUGGCCUGCGCCGCCAAGUUCAUCCCUCUCAGGACCAGCACUCGUGCACAGGCCUACCAGGAACGAGACAUCCUGUCCAGAGUCAGCCAUCCCAGGAUCGCCUGUCUGCUGGAUGUCUUUGAGACCAGGCGCACCCUUGUGUUGAUCCUGGACAUAUGUUCCAAUCAGGAGCUCCUGGACCAUCUGCUGACAAAAGGAUCCGUCACAGAAAAUGAGGUUAAGGUGUUUAUUCAUCAGGUUUUAGAAGGCAUUGAGUACCUUCAUAACAAGAACAUCCUCCACCUGGAUAUCAAGCCUACCAAUAUCCUCAUGGUGCCGCCAGAGAGAGAAGAAAUUAGAAUCUGUGAUUUCGGUCUCGCCCAACAACUUGACCUCACAAAACCACAGUACAGCACAUCCGGCUCUCCUGAGUUUGUGGCACCUGAAAUUGUGUGCCAAUCGCCGGUAUCCAAGGCAACUGACAUCUGGUCCAUUGGAGUCCUAGCUUACUUAUGCUUGACAUGCACCUGUCCGUUCUCUGGAGAAAAUGACCGUGCCACGCUAAUGAGCGUUCGAGAAGGAAGGGUCUCCUGGGACAAACCUGACAUCACAUCAAGGAGCUCCGAAGCUCAAGAUUUUAUAAAAAGAGUCUUACAAGUGCCCCCUGAGAAACGGCCAUCUGCCUCGGAUUGUCUUGGGCAUCAGUGGUUUCAGGGCAACCAGAAAGAUCUCGAAUCUGAAGCUAUUAAUAUGAAAAGGCUGAAAUUCUUUGUGUCAAGGAGCAAAUGGCAGCGCUCUCUCAUGUGCUACAAGUCUGUCUUGGUGAUGAGGUCCAUUGCAGAUCUUCUUGAUGGGGUGUCGGAGGACACCUCUCUUGCAGUCCCACGGCACCAGCUGGAAGAGAACAGCUCCUCCAGUGCCUCCUCUUCUGAUUAUGAAGACACCACCAGUAGAGAGAAAGAUCCACCAGUAACUCCUGAACUUCAGUUGCCUGUGUCUGGCAGGCAGUUCUCUGAAGAACAUUUGAAAAAGGAAGAAGAGGCCUCCAAAGAUCACAUGCCAGCAACUGAGCUUGAGACUCUUGCACCUUCAAGGACCAGCUUCUCUGAUGGGUUAAACAGUGAUAACCAACAGGGAUCAACAGCCCUGGGUGACACACCACAGAAGGAUGUUUUGUCAGAGCACAGUGAGGUUCAUUAUGACCUUAAGCGCCCUGUAUGUAAAGCAGCCAUUGUAGAAGUGGCAGAACCCUCUGUGAGGCUGAAAGAACCAUCCAGUGAUUUGAGGCAAGGCUCCUCAGAGGACAGUGCUUUGUGCUUGCAAAUCUCAGAAGUAGGAGGAGGCAGCAAAGAGACUUCCACGAGGGUACCCAGACACCGCCUCAUCAAAAGCAUGUUCUCCAUCACCACGUCGGAAUGUUCCCCUGCAUCUGCCAGGCACAUAUUACUGCAAGAUGAAGAAUAUGUCAAGAAUCAAGACAGAACGAGAAAGCACUUGAUGAGGACAGACUACAAAAGUAAAUCUCUUAGUGGGCUUAGAGAACCCCUUCUUGAACAUAUUGAUGCAGACCAAAACAGGCAGAUGGCCAUGGGCAUCAGCAAUGGAAGACACCUGCUGCAUACCCCAGUGGCUAUGGCUAAAUCCAACUCUUUUGAUACCGGAGACAGAGUCUCCCAUUACACUGUGGCUAGAUCCAGGAGAAGCAGGUCCUUAGGUGAAUACACAGGAAGGGCCUCUACACAAUUGGAACCAAGAGAAACUAGAGAAGUUGUAGAAACCUGUGAAAUGUCAAGUACGACACAAACAUUGUUUGAUGAAAAUAAGGCUGUAUCCUCUGAUGUGGAUCCUGGAAAACUUCACGAGCCUGUAGAAAAGGCUGCAGAAAAAGCAAGCCAAAUCUGGAAUACAGAAUCAAGUGAAGUAUCAGAAAUUGACAGUAUACAACAUUCUGCUUUAACAAACAGUGACAUCACUGGUGACGAUAAGCCUGUGUCCUCAGCUGACAACGUAACCCCUGGAUCUUCUUUGCUGCAGUGUAUAGUAAGUGAUAUGGUUUGUCUGUCAGAAGAAAUUGACAUUUUAACAGAAUCCGGACCUGUUCCAGACCUGAAUGUAAAGUUAUCACCUCCAGAUGAACAGGCGGUUUCUAGAGAUGCACAAUCUGAGUCUGAGGCACUGUCAAUAAUAGGGCCUGUUUUCGUUGAAUCAACUACACCAAAGUCUGUAAUGCAAGAAGUCUCUGAUUUACUGAACACCCAGUACGGAUUCUCACAAUUUAAGAGACCCAAGAGUUUCCAUCUGUCACUUAAAGCUUUAGAAAUGGAGGUGGAAAAUAGAAGCCACUUUCUGAAAGCAAGUUCAGAAGGAAGGAUCAAGAAAUCUAGUGCUACAGGAAUCUUCAGUCCAGUUGAUGAAUCUCCAAAGAAAGAGAAACACAGUUUUCAAUCUCAAGUAUCAACCUCUGGUUCUUUAGCUUCUCAGUAUUCCAAUAUAGAACCUUUUGAUUUUGAAGUUCCUUCAAAGCAUUCUACCAUAGAACCUAUGAUUUUUGUUACUGCUCCUGAGGAGACUGAUAGCUGUGUACAAGUAUCCCAAGAGCUUGUACCUGUACCUCUUGAAUCUAAAAAACAAUGCCCUGAAGAUGCACUGUUUGAUGAUUGCAUGUCAGCUUCAGGAUUGGCAUUGGAUGCUUCAGAAGCUGAAGAAAAUUCAGAAGUGGAGACAGAGCGUUUGAACCUUUUUGAAGACAUCAGUAAUGAUGGUAUGUAUCCUCUUUUGGAUGCAGCCCGAUUUAGAAGGACAAGUAGUAUCCCAGAAGAAGACAUUUCUUUCCCAGUGGAAUCAACAUGUCCGACUGAUGUUAAUGUGAAGCAGGCACAGAGGAACCUACCAGAUCCAACUCAUCAAUCCUCCUCCACCCUUAAAUCAAAGCCUCAGUCUACUAAACCAGUAAGACACGGCCUGUUCCAAUUGUUCAGAAAGAGUAAAACAACAGAACAGCCUUCCAAGUCGACAGGGAACGUUUCUCCAAAACAGACUGAAGAGGAGAAAAAUACAGAAAGUGGCUUGCCCUUAUCUUUGCAUCAACAGCAACAGAAAGCCUCAGAUUUGUCUAUAACGAAAAAGGUCAAGGCUUCUGUCUCUAGUAUUUCGAGGGCAGUCUGGGGAAAGCAAGCAUGUGAAAAGGACAGGAGGGAAGAACCAGAUCAGAGUCUAGAGCAGCAGGACAAGCUCUACGCGGGUGCUUCAUGUUCCUUGAAGAGAAGGUCUGGAUUAUUCUCUUUUAAACUGCCUGCCUUCAAGAAGAAUAAAGCGCCGUCAUUUGUCGAGGAACUCCUGGACCAGGUGGUUUCUCUUGGUCAGUCAGUAACAAUGUCCUGCAGAGUUACUGGCCACCCACCCCCUGAAAUCCGCUGGUAUAAAGAAGGCUGUCAGUUCCUGAGCAGCAGUCGCAUCUUGUUGUCUGCGAUACCCAAAGAAUGCCACACACUGACUAUCCUAUCUGCGGAGGAGGAGGACCUGGGCAGUUAUAGAUGUGUUGCCACCAAUCCAGGAGGUGAAGCCUCCACCUCUUGCACACUCAUUGUGUCUGAGCUCCCCACCUGCCUUGCUGUUCCUGAAGUCACCCAAGUGGACGGUGAUGGGGCUCUGCUGGUCUGGAAGCCUUUAGAGUCCAGUGAGCCUGUCACCUACAGCAUCCAGUACAGCACAGAAGGAGGUGAAUGGAGGACACUGGCUGAGGGGGUAGCAGACAGUUGCUACACUGCCAGCAAGCUCUCAGUAGGAGCAGUGUACUCGUUCAGGGUAGGCUGUGUGAACAAGGCUGGGAUGGGACCCUACAGUGAACAAUCAGCAGAAACAACAAUCGGAGAGGAACAUGAAGAAUGGCACAUUCCCCUUAUCCGCACCAUUCCCCCAAGGGCUGAGGAUGAAGACAGCAAACCAGAGUCUCGAUUCCCCCUCUUUCCCAUGCACGAAACCUACACUUUUCUGUCUGAGAUAAAUAGAGGUCGAUUCAGCAUUAUAAAACAAUGCAGGGGUGACUUGACUCAAAAGCUUUUUGCUGCGAAAGUCACGCCCUAUAAAGCAGAUAAGAGGCACCUGGUGUUGAGAGAGUAUCAAAUACUAAAGAGGCUGCGGCACACCCAUGUGGUCCAGCUGCAAGCAGCCUUCAUCACCCUCAAAUACCUGGUCCUCAUUGAGGAGCUGUGUGCAGGACAGGAACUGCUGCACAACCUAGCAGAAAGGGACUCGUACUCCGAGCUGGAGGUGAGAGAGUUUCUCCUGCAGAUUCUCAGUGCUGUCCAGUAUCUCCACUCAAACCACAUCCUCCACCUCGAUUUGAAGUCUGACAACAUGGUUGUCACUGAGAAUAACGUGCUGAAGAUUGUGGAUUUCGGCUGUGCGCAGGCGUACACUGCGGGAAAGCCUCUGAUAGCAGAGAAGAUUAAAGAACAGUCUGAAAACAGAGCUCCAGAAAUCCUGGAAGGGAAAGGAGUUGGACCAGAAACAGACAUUUGGAGCAUUGGUGUUUUGACUUUUGUCAUGCUGAGUGGAGACUGGCCCUUCGCUUCAGACGUAGACUGUAAAAAAGAGAAGAACAUAAAGAGAGGAAAGAUCAAAUUUGGGAGAUGCUACCCGGGCGUGUCUGAGGGAGCCAUGAAUUUUGUGAAGUGCAGCCUGAACAAUAAACCCUGGGGAAGGCCUUCUGCGUCAGACUGCGUUGUGUUGCCAUGGCUAUGUGGAGAUCAAGCCUCUAAACAGCGGCACUCUGUUGUCUCCUUCCCAACUGCAAAGCUCCAUGGCUACCUGAGGGAGCGAGAGAAGAGACGGGCGCACCAUUGCACUAAACUGGAGCUACCAAUCCAGGGACACUUCAGCAUGGGAAAUGGCCAAUCAAUAACUCUCCUGGAUGGUCUGAUGUAAAACUGAGAAACCGAGUGUCUCUCUCGUUUAAAGAUAUACCUCAUAGCCUUAAUAACCGUUUUCCUACCUUUCAUUUACAAACAUUAUAUUUCUCUCCUUGUGCGUAGUGGAGUGAAUAACAUCACCACGUGUUAAAGAGUUCCAUAGACGGCCGUUUAUCUUUUGGAAUCCUUACAUCAGUGCCAAGGCUGGUGUUUUCUAACUGUGGAACCAUGCUAAUUGAGAUUUCAAAUACAAGAUUGUUUUCUGAUGUGACCUCAAUAAUAAAGACUGGGUGUUAAAUUUAACUACUGCAUGAUGUAUUACUGUCGCUGUGACAGAGGACUUUUCUGUAAAGAUAAUCAAAAUGCAAUAAAAUCAUUGCUUGAGACCAAAGAAAAUGUCAGGAAAUACAUUUAUCCUGCUCUGGCUGAAAAAUACCAAGUUAAAUAAAAAAUUCAUCACACAGUGACCUACACCUAAAGUAUGCAAAACAUCACACACACACACAUGUAUACUGGGCAGCGGCUUUACUAUUUCACUGUCACAUUCCCUGUAGUGGGUAAUAAAUGUAAUUAACACAAUUGAGACAAACUGACACUGUUAAUAUCUGGAGUGUCUCACAUUAACUUUAUUAAGAAUUGAACAGUGCUAUAAAAAUCCAAGUUAAACCAAUUAACACAUAACAAUAAUACAGUACGUAACCAUGUUUGCCAAAGGAGAGUAUCCAGCUGAGAAAGAAGCAUUAAAUAAAAUUACUUGUCUGCCAUUUUAAAUGUUGUGGAUGUUGGGUGUACCUUCCAUUGUUGCCAUGGUUGCUCUGACUACUACGUCACGAAACAAUGAAUCAAGCUGUGCUGCUGACCGCAUCAAUCCUGGAUUAACAGGUGAAUCCUAGAUCCAUUCUUGGUAGAUCUGCAAAGAAAAGUUUUUCUUCCUACAAUUAACUUACCCUAGCCUUUACUAUAAGCAGGUUACACUAUACUACUCUUAGAAUGCCUAUUACAGAUAAGGUAGAUUAGGCUGUUCCCAUACUUUUAUUUUUUCUAUACUACUCAUUUGAAUAAUAUGGUGUGCCGUCCACAUUAUUAAAAAGACUAACCUUUUAACUCUACAUGAUUUUGGUUUUGUAAAGCAAAUAAAAUAAUAAAAGCGUAUACAGUCUGAA
Messenger RNA from Acipenser ruthenus (sterlet), 29012 nucleotides. Its product is annotated as obscurin-like. Gene Ontology annotation, biological process: protein phosphorylation. Lineage: Eukaryota; Metazoa; Chordata; Actinopteri; Acipenseriformes; Acipenseridae. The record is from RefSeq and is a predicted model, not a curated record. Gene Ontology annotation, molecular function: ATP binding; protein kinase activity; guanyl-nucleotide exchange factor activity. The transcript is spliced from 115 exons. Bases 269 to 27865 code for a protein of 9198 amino acids.